Molecule: messenger RNA, 195 nt
Organism: Suillus subaureus
Lineage: Eukaryota; Fungi; Basidiomycota; Agaricomycetes; Boletales; Suillaceae
Exons: 1
Source: RefSeq, a predicted model, not a curated record
AAGCUCGAUGAUUUGCAUAUUUGCACAGGCACCUAUGGAACUCUAUUUGUCAUUCAGGGUCACAUUAAUGACACCAUUCAAAACACAAUGCACAGUACUGACAAUUCUGAAGACUUCUGGGAGGACAUUUAUGACUCUCCAAUGGCUGAUUUUCUCCAACAAUAUGAACAAUGGGCCUGCACACAGAAUCAAAGU